This is a messenger RNA of Cavia porcellus (domestic guinea pig), 1875 nucleotides long. RefSeq names its product transmembrane protein 38A (gene Tmem38a). The transcript is spliced from 6 exons. The record is from RefSeq and is a predicted model, not a curated record. Gene Ontology annotation, molecular function: potassium channel activity; identical protein binding. Gene Ontology annotation, cellular component: membrane. Lineage: Eukaryota; Metazoa; Chordata; Mammalia; Rodentia; Caviidae. Gene Ontology annotation, biological process: potassium ion transmembrane transport. The coding region runs from base 105 to 1001 and encodes 298 amino acids.
GCGGGCGUGCCGGGAGACUCAGUAGCCCGGCCGCUGGACGCGCGGUGGGACCCGGGCCGGGGUGGCACCCGGCGGCGGCGGCGGCUUGUGGGCGGGCGAUCGUCAUGGACCUGCUGUCGGCGCUGAGCCUGGGCGAGCUGGCGCUCAGCUUCUCCCGGGUGCCACUGUUCCCCGUCUUUGACCUCAGCUAUUUCAUCGUCUCCCUCCUGUACCUCAAGUAUGAGCCUGGCGCUGUGGAGCUGUCCCGCCGCCACCCCGCGGCAUCCUGGCUGUGCGCCAUGCUGCACUGCUUCGGCAGCUACAUCCUGGCCGACCUGCUGCUCGGGGAGCCCGUGAUCGACUACUUCAGCAACAGCUCCAGCGUGCUGCUCGCCUCGGCCGUAUGGUACCUGACCUUCUUCUGCCCGCUCGACCUCUUCUACAAGUGCGUGAGCUUCCUGCCCGUCAAGCUGGUCUUCGUGGCCAUGAAGGAAGUGGUGCGGGUCCGAAAGAUCGCAGUGGGCAUCCACCAUGCCCACCACCAUUACCACCAUGGCUGGUUCAUCAUGAUUGCCACCGGCUGGGUCAAAGGGUCUGGCGUCGCGCUCAUGGCCAACUUUGAGCAGCUGCUGCGGGGUGUCUGGAAGCCAGAGACCAAUGAGAUUCUGCACAUGUCCUUCCCGAGCAAGGCCAGCCUGUACGGAGCUGUGCUUUUCACACUGCAGCAGACACGCUGGCUGCCCAUGUCCAGGGCUACCCUCAUCUUCCUCUUCACCAUGUUCAUGGUGUCCUGUAAGGUGUUCCUGACGGCUACUCACUCCCACGGGUCCCCAUUCGAUGUCCUGGAGGGCUAUGUGUGCCCCAUGCUGUUCGGGACAGGCUGGGCUGGCGACCAUCACCAUGACAACCAUGGUGGCCUGCAUGCUGGUGGCCCUGGCCCCCAACACUGCCCACCAUCCACCAAGUCCAAGGAGGAGCUGGUCGAGGGGUCCCGGAAGAAGAAGACCAAGAAGGCGGAUUAGGGGGACUUUACAUGGGCCUUGACCUUGGGGCCAAGGGGUCUACCCUCCUCAGAGGCCCCGGGAUCCCAGCUCUGGGGAUCACAGAAGCCCCCUGGCUCCAGCCAGCUCCCUGGCCAUGCUAUUCCUGGUCUAUUUUAUUUUCCUCUGAAAUGGCUUUUUAUUUUUAAGGGGAUUUUUUCUCUUUUGGUACCAGGACUUGAACUCAAGAGCCUCACACUUGCCAGGCAAGUGCUGUGCCCUGAAACUGGUUCUUGACCCCCAAGACUCAGGAAUGCUCCCGCUGCAGCCUUCCAGCCCAGACCCCGGGGCCAGGGCUGCUGGGUAUCCCCAGGCAAGCUGUUGCCCAUCUCACACCUCUCCUCCCCAACUGCACGGCAGCGGAGACUUCUGUCCUCCCGUGUGCAGGAUGACAUCGGGAAAGUGGACAGAGAAGGGUGUUAUAAACCCCAAGCGCCACAUCCAAGAAGCUCUCAUUAUGCACCUCUAGGCCAGGCUGGAGAGGUCUGAGGUGGCUGCUGGCCUCAGACUGCCCCCAAACCAAAGAAAUGUGACCAGUAGGGUGGGGCUUCCCCGCUCUGGCUUGGCAUUGGAGCCCUGGAAGCAUCAGACCUUCCUUAUGCUUCACUGACACUCUUUUAAUCACUCAACAAACCCCAAAUCUACUUUGGGAGCAGAAGGGUAAUAGUGAGCAAGGGGAAUGGCAACUCCCUCAUCUCUACCUUGUUUACUAGGAGGGGCGAGUGGGCUCCCAGGUCCUUGCCUGUCUCUUGGGAAAGUGCCUUGCCCAAUGGUUUCCCCAAGUGGCCAUGCAGCCGACCUUCUCUCACAUGCCCGCCCCAGCCCAGAUCAACCAAUAAACCUGCUGUGAACAGCC